UGGAGAGAGAAAACCCUAGCCGUCGAGAACGAUGGCUGCCCUCCGCCUCGCCUCCGCCCUCCGCCGCCUGCCAGCUCGCACCGGCCAGCUCGGCUCCAAGCAGGCCGUCCUCCCGCCUCUCGCCGGCCGCGCCGCCCUCCUCGCACGCGCGCGCUCCCUCCCUCACCUCCCCGCCGCCGUCCGUCGUUUCUCCGACAAGAGCAAGGGGGAUCUCCUCGACCGCGCCGCCACCGUGAUCAAGGAAGGGAAGGUGGUUUCCCGUGACAUCACCAAGGGAAUCGAGGGUCUUGAAGAUCUUAUCGGACGACAGCUUGACGUGUGUUCAAUCGAGCUCUCGGCCACGAUAAGGCGUCAGAUUAGGCAGUCUGGAAGAAGCUAGCCAAGUUCCGUGGGGGCAUCUGGGUAUCCAGGCCUUGGCGUUUCUAUCUGUAGGAGGGGUUCUCGCUUACGGAGGGGGCACACACCUCUUCAACAAGUUCAGCGCGGAGGUCAAGAAGAUAACUGACGAUGCCAUGAUCGAAGCGGAGAAAAGGGCGAAGGAACUUGCAAAAACCGAGUGGGCCAAGGAGACAGCGCAGCUAUAUAUAGACCAGGGUAUGAAGAGCAUCACGCUGUAUAGCCUUUUCUUUGGACGGAAGGUUGAGGGAGAGAAGGACAAGAAGACAUUCUUUAGCCGUUUCUUUGGGCGGAAGGAGAAGGACAAGAAGGAGGAGGAGGAGGAGGAGGAGGUCAAGAAGUAGAACAAGUAGGGGCCUCCUCAUAGUCUUAACAGCACUGAGGCUGAUAUUUUUGGUCUAAAACUCAUUUCAAUUGUCUUAACUUAUUCCAGUGUUAUUUGUAACGGUGGCCACCGGGUUAUGUACGAUUCAAGGUCUCUUCUUUUGGUUGGUUCUGUGAGGAUUUUAAUAUCCAAAAUUCAGUUGACUUGUGUUUCUUUUAAUGAGGAGUUUGGGUACUUUGAUAUAUAUGUUGUAUUUCUAACCUGUCAAUUUGCUGGCAUUGAGGCUACCAGUUGUGCUGCACGCUUUGUGUAGCAUGACCAAAUAGUUAAAGUCCAUGUAAAUGUCAGGUGCCGGACGUGUUCCAGGUUCUUGUUGGGGGGCGCACAAGGCCUUGCUAUCCAAGUCGAGGGAGUCACUCACCACGAGGACCCUGCACUCGUAGUCGUUUACAACUACUGUCUCAAAGCAUGUGGGUUACUCUGGCUGUUACUUUUUCUUCCUCU
This is a messenger RNA of Aegilops tauschii subsp. strangulata, 1225 nucleotides long. RefSeq lists its product as uncharacterized. The record is from RefSeq and is a predicted model, not a curated record. Lineage: Eukaryota; Viridiplantae; Streptophyta; Magnoliopsida; Poales; Poaceae.